UCUGAGCUGACGCUGUUUGCUUAUUGGUGAAGAGUGUGCCGUAUCGGUUAGUCUGCCUCCCCCGGUGCUGAUGCCUUUCCUCUGGUCAAGGUUGCACUUGCAGUGAUCGCAGUCGGACGCGACUGGAGCUCCGUUUACGCGCAGAGCAGCAGAGCAGCAGACUGAUCAGCCGAGGCUCUGCUCUAACUUCUGUUUGUGUUUACACGCCACAGAGGAAUCUCUCACCUCACAGCGGCAGCAGCCAUGGAUGAGAUGGAGGAAGAGUUAAAAUGCCCUGUUUGCGGCUCUUUUUUCCGGGAGCCCAUCAUACUGCCGUGCUCCCACAACAUUUGCUUGGCUUGUGCUCGGAAUAUUCUUGUACAAACCCCCGAUGCUGAGUCUCCUCAGAGCAGCCGAGCCUCCGGAUCCGGCGUCUCCGAUUAUGAUUACCUGGAUUUGGAUAAAAUGAGUCUGUACAGCGAGGCGGACAGUGGAUACGGUUCCUAUGGGGGCUUCGUCAGCGCUCCGACCACCCCUUGCCAAAAAUCACCAAACGGGGUGCGGGUUUUCCCCCCGACUGUCCAACCUCCUCCGCAACAGCACCUGCUACCGCAGCCCGGCUCUUUACCCCCGAUCCCCCGCAACUCCUGCAUCACCUGCCCGCAGUGUCACCGCAGCCUCAUCCUGGACGACCGGGGUCUCCGCGGAUUCCCCAAGAACCGGGUGCUCGAAGGGGUCGUGGACAGGUAUCAGCAGAGCAAAGCGGCCGCUCUCAAGUGCCAGCUCUGCGAGAAGAGCCCGAAGGAGGCCACCGUAAUGUGCGAGCAGUGCGACGUCUUCUACUGCGACCCGUGCCGCCUGCGGUGCCAUCCUCCCCGCGGUCCUCUCGCCAAGCAUCGCCUGGUGCCCCCAGCGCAGGGGCGGAUAAGUCGCCGCGCGAGUCCCCGCAAAAUCUCCACUUGCACAGAGCACGAACUGGAGAAUCUAAGCAUGUACUGUGUACAGUGUAAGAUGCCUGUGUGUUAUCAGUGUUUGGAAGAAGGAAAACACGGCACACAUGAAGUCAAAGCUUUAGGCGCAAUGUGGAAACUGCACAAGGGUCAGCUGUCCCAGGCUCUCAACGGCCUAUCAGACCGGGCCACUGAGGCCAAGGAGUUCCUGGUCCAGCUGAGGAACAUGGUGCAGCACAUCCAGGAGAAUGGAGUGGAGUUCGAGGCGUGUUUGGUGGCUCAGUGCGACGCCCUCAUCGACGCCCUGAACCGACGCAAGGCCCAGCUGCUGGCUCGAGUAAACAAGGAGCACGAACACAAGCUGAAGGUGGUUCGGGAUCAGAUCUCCCACUGUACGGUGAAGCUGCGUCAGACCACAGGGCUGAUGGAGUACUGUUUGGAGGUCAUCAAGGAGAACGACCCCAGUGGCUUCCUCCAGAUCUCUGACGCUUUGAUCCGGAGGGUCCACAUGACAGAGAGCCAGUGGGGGAAAGGAACCCUCACCCCGAGGAUGACCAGCGACUUUGACCUCACUCUGGACAGCGGGCCCCUCCUGCAGACGAUCCACCAGCUGGACUUCGUCCAGAUGAAAGUCCCAGCUGCUCCAAUGCUCCAGCUGGAGGAAUGUUGCACUCAGAACAACAGCGCCACGUUGUCAUGGAAACAGCCACCGCUCUCCACCAUCACUGUGGACGGAUACAUCCUGGAGCUGGACGAUGGAAACGGGGGGCCGUUCAGGGAAGUAUACGUGGGGACGGAGACCAUCUGCACGGUGGACGGGCUUCAUUUCAACAGCACUUACAAGUCCAGAGUGAAGGCCUUCAACGCCAGCGGAGUGGGCCAGUACAGCAAGACUCUGAUCAUGCAGACAUCUGAAACUGGACUCCCUCCAUGUGAUAUUCAGUCUAUAGGCACAGUCGCUUGGUUCACCUUCGACCCGGCCUCCGCCCACCCCGACAUCAUCUUCUCCAACGACAACCUGACGGUGACGUGCAACAGCUACGACGACAGAGUGGUCAUGGGCAACACCGCUUUCUCCCGCGGCGUGCACUACUGGGAGAUGACCGUCGAUCGUUACGACAACCACCCCGACCCGGCCUUCGGGAUCGCUCGUGGCGACGUCUUGAAGGACGUGAUGCUGGGGAAGGACGACAAGGCCUGGGCCAUGUACGUGGACAACAACCGCUCCUGGUUCAUGCACAACAACUCACACACCAACAGGACGGACGGCGGCAUCAGUAAAGGAUCUACAAUAGGAGUGCUGCUUGACUUCACACGCAGGAUCGUUAUCUUCCUCAUCAAUGAUGAGCAGCAGGGUCCGGUGGCAUUCGAAGGGCUAGAGGGCGUCUAUUACCCCGCUAUCAGCCUCAACCGAAAUGUCCAGGUCACUCUACACACUGGUCUACCCAUCCCUGAUUUCUACACCCCUGGGGAGGCAGAUCCGACUGGCUCUGUGUGCUAAAGACUCACCACCAACCAGUUAAGGGAACACCUCUCCAGGAUUUCCCAGGGUUCAUUCUGCCAGUCAAUAACUAUGUUCCCAACCUCCUCCUCCUCUCGUCCCCCUGACCGACUGACCCCGUGACGCUCUGUUUCAGGGCCCAUCCAGCGCUGAGCCAUGCCUUUAUCAUGCCUAAACCUUGGACACAUGAACCAUCUGCACAACACUGUCAGACCGGACGGUGCUUUGCCGUCUGUACCGUGUAGUUUGACGUGAUGCAGAUUGUCAAAGAAGGUUAAAAUGAUCUCAAACUGAUGGAUCUGGAAUGUUUUAAAUUUAUGUACAGCGAUAAUGAUAUGUGUUUAAAGGAGAAGUUUGACAAGAGUUAGAGGAGACACUUGAUACCACUCUCAUGUCUGUCUGGGGAAUAUGUUGCAACAGCAAACAGCUGGUUAGCUUAGCUUAGCACAAAGACUGGAAACAGAGGGAAACUGCUAGCCUGGCUUUGUCCAAAGUUCAGCCACUACAUGUCAGGUGCUGGUAGGCGGAUUUUGUCACCUUUGGACGAGACAGACAGAGCUAGUUGUUUCCUGUGUUGAUGCUAAGCUAAGUUAGCCAGCUGUAGCUUCACAUAUAAUUUUUAUUUGCAUGAGAGUGGUUUCAAUCUAAACAAAUGUUUUCCGAAUUGUCAACAAUCCCUUUAAAGGAAGGAGGUUGUUUUGUAAAUGAGUUGACUUAGAAAAAUGGAGCCCCCGUCAUCCCAUCAACUUACAGUUCAGUAUUUCUUAUCCUUCACCCUUAUCUUUCCUCUUUCUGCAAAAGCACACACAUAGUAUCUUGUAUAUCUUUUCCUGCCAUCAGUCAUGAAGAUCUCCACACAUUUAAAAUACCAGGGGGAGUACAAGAGGUCGUCUGUUCUGUGCGUUUGCGUGAGUGUAUGAGAGUGUUAGGGUGGGUGGGUUGAGACUAGUCAGCAGCUGCAAUGAUACCUGGACGAGAGCAAUAGCCCGACUCUCAGCCGCGUCACUGUCGUAUCCUCGUCCGUGUAAAUGAGACGCUUUUCUUAGUGGCUUCGCUCAUGUGAACCUUCUGUAUCGUCUGUAAAAUUUAAAAAAAAAAAAAAAAAAAAAAACACAGCAUCAGCUUGUAAAAUGAUACUGGAAGCGAGGCCUUCUCUGCCAGUGCAGCUCUCAGAACAAAACAGAAGGGAUUUUUGGUUUAAUGUAUCAUAAAA
Lates calcarifer (barramundi perch) is the source of this 3643-nucleotide messenger RNA. It is a transcript of the gene trim9, whose product is annotated as tripartite motif containing 9. The record is from RefSeq and is a predicted model, not a curated record. NCBI's taxonomy places the organism in Eukaryota, Metazoa, Chordata, Actinopteri, Centropomidae. Gene Ontology annotation, molecular function: zinc ion binding; protein binding.